AUGGAUGGACUUUUUAGAUCUGACUAUGUGCCAUUACCACUUGAACCUCGAAAGUCCAAAAAGCCAGAACCUGCACACAUUCCUGAAGGUAAAUUUGAGGGUCAAAGUGUGUACGAUUCGGAAUUCACAGUGGACUACAAAGCAUGGGAUUUAGAGCCGCACCACAGCUACGGUCCAAAAUGGGAAUAUCGAAAGCCAUCAGCGGACUUCAAAGGAGAGCCAACUUAUACCAUUGACUACGUGGAUCAUGGUACUGUUAAGCCUCCGAGUCCUUUUAAGCCGUUGGUUCAACCACUCCAGAGUGAACCUUUUGAUGCGAUAACCACCUUUACGGCGGACUACGUACCUAAACAUGGAGGUAAACAAAAGCCUUUUCGUCCGGUUUACACGGCAACACACUCAGAUUUACCCUUUUCAAAUGAGACAACUCAUCGUGCAGACUACACUGAAUGGCCUCUUUCUCAGCAACAUCAUAGGUGUCCCGAGACGUACAGACCAAAUGCUGCUGAAUUUGACGGCCAAACCACCUAUGCAACCAAUUACAUUCCUAUGAAGUGUGAAAGAACUAAAAGUAUCAAACCAGCUCACCAGAACUUAGAUCCAAACAGAGAGUUUUCGGAUUUGACGAACUACAAAAAGGAGUAUCGCAAGUGGUCACUCAAAGCUUGUUCAAAUCCUGCUCGUGAACCUUUGAAAUAUGUGCCUCCGGACGCACCCUUCGACGGACAAACGGUCUAUCAAAACGAAUAUGUUCCCAAACAGCUCGAUCCCUGUCCGGCGCUGCAACUUCAGUUCAACCCCAAUGUCAUUUGCGAGGGCGAGGUGGGUUUUAUUAAAAAAUUGCCUCUACCAUACUUUAUGCAGACAGCAAAAGUGCUCAAAGUUGACAUAAAGGAGGCGACAGUCACGUCCUUCAGUGAUACGAAAAAACUAGCCGUUGAACCUGCUUCUCAGCUUGCAUUGCUCUAUGUUCUCAAUGAAAUCAUUCUGAAAUGUUCAAGCUAUGGAACUCCUGAAAUCAAGAAUUCAUUUAAGGAUCCCAUUAUAGAUGCACUGAAAAUUCUUCGACCUGGAUUGCUUAUGCGGAAGGUCAAGAAGCUUUUGUUCAUGUGGUCUGACCGGGGUCUCUUUGACCAACAGUUUAAUAAGCAAAUGCUACAGUUAACAGAUACUUUGGAUAAACGUUUCGAUCGUAAGGUUAGCAAUAUGGAGGCUGAUGGGGCUGCAAGUAUUAAGGAUUUCUCUCCGGACAAGCUGGUAAGCCAAUUGCAGGGAUUCAAGCAAAUGGACGAAACAGUCAAGACCUUCUCUGAAUCUGAUUUGAUUCCAUCCUUUCACCUUCCCGACGAAAACAUCCUUUGCCGUAUAAAAAGCAAAGAGGAGGGCCAGUCUUUCUCUCAGCAGGUCAACACAUACACCGGCCAACUGGCAGAUGCGCUAAAUAACCUGAGAGGAAAGCUCUCAGCGCAGGAGGCAUUGGGUAAAAAUAUUGACAAAGCUAUACUGUUCUAUUCAGCACAGGAGAAGGAAGCUGGUGUUGUCGUAAACGCUUAUAAGUCUUAUGAGCAGCAGGUGCGCAACACUCUUCGUACGAUUCUCGGUGGUGAUUGCGAUGCCGUAGAUCAGUCUCCGAUUGUCUUUGAAAUGACUAUUGAAGAGGACAAUGCCGAACCAGUCACCGUUUCUUCGCAAAAAAGCGUUUCCGAGCAGCACACCCGUUUCGAGAAUCAUGAUGAAAUUGGUGAUGGGGGCGUUUCCGAUAUGUCUGAGGAUGAGGAAGACGAGUGUACUCGCACUCCCUUUGUAAUUCGAAAUCAGGAUGCAAAUACUUCAAGGGAUGUUCGCGAGCUACUCGUUGAUCCUAAAUCUCUGGCUCACUUUCCUUUUAGUAAUGAAAUAAUAAUUGAUGAUAAAGGGGAUGUGGACUAUCGUCCAAUGUUCAACAAGAUGCUGUCCUGUGAAUGCUUUGACAAAGUGAAGGAGACUUCAGGAAAGUCCUCUAGUGGAAUCUCAUGUACUAAUAAGGAUGCGGAGAGCAAAGAUGCUGUCGUCGAAAGUGUAAAUAUAUCCGAUGAAGAAGUUGAGGUUGACAUGAAAAAGUCCUCUAUGGUAGACGCUUCCGCUUUAACGGAGACAGGUGACUUUGAUUACCGGCAACCAACUUUUGGAUCCGGUGAAGCAGAAAGGGACCGGCAAAACCCUGCUCUCAGUCAUCCAACAUCCAAGAACCAAGAUGCCGAUCUUCGUUUAUUGAUGCCGCCGGUCUCUGAACCUCCCCACUCCGUUGUUGAUUCAGACUAUCGACAAUUCUGUGUACCUUCUGCUUUGCAAUUGCCGUCGUCGGCAGCAUCAUCUUUCCCUUGGAUGAAUAAGGGUGAUUGCGAUCUUCGUCAGAGUCAGGCUGCCAGAGCCGUGGUCGCAGCCUCGGCAUUAGCAAACGCAGUAGCUGUGCAAUCCUUACUGCUCGCCUCUACACCAACGCUACCGUCACAACCCCUCUUUGCACCUGUUAUAGCUACUCCAACUGCCCCAGUACUACCACAGCACCAGUCUCUUCCUACCUCUGUCGCAACUCCCAUUUCCCUCUAUCAGCAGCAACAAAAUCAGUCCAACGCGGCAGUCUCCACUUCAUCCAUUUCCUUGUCACAUCAAAACCAGUGCCCACCACCUUUAGUUCCCGUUUUUGAUCUCCAGCGGACAUAUCAACCACCAACCACAUCAUCCGCGUCCACACAUGUCAGCUUAUCUGGUAUUUCAUCAGAUCUUAUUUCGACCUUGAAGAAAAUCAACCUUCCUGGCGUGUCUUCAACAUCUGCUCGAUCAACCGUACAUCCAGCUUCAAGUGAUGCAACAAUUUCCUCUAAUCCCAUUUCAGGAUCAAAUCAGGAUAUCAAACAGGUGGAUGAUAGUACUACAAAAUGCAGAGUUGCGGGGCCACAGGAUGAAGAUCCUUUCACUAUUAUAUCUCGACUGACUGGGCUAUCCAACCUUAUUCAGUCUGUUAAACCAACAUCGGCGUGUACAGCGAGCAAAUUGGUCAAUGAAGUAACUCCAGCACUAUCGAACCCUGAGGAUUCCUUACUGCCGGAACUUCAGACGCCGAACUAUUCCGAUAAUUUGAGCGAAGAGGAAGCGGAGAAUGCUUCAGUGAAAAAGAUAAGUCCAAACUCGUCCCCCCGUCCUCUCUCGCCAACGGUAGAUGCUGUCACGAGUGGCGAAGAUUUGGAGCAGAGUGAAGAUGGUGGAGCCACGCCCACGCAGGAUGAAUCUGAAACACUGAAUGAUGCUGUCCCAGGUUCCAACUGCUUUACAUUUCAAACUGGACUGGGCCCCAAUGUUCUCACACAGGCUAAAUUCCCGCCUCUCAUAUCUCCAAAGUCCAUGCACCCACCACCUCUAGCAGGGACCUCGAAUAAUCUGCUCUUACCAUUCCCUCUGCGCGAAAGGUCGCUUGCUGCUUUGAUCUUGAAAAAGCGUUCGAAAUUGCCCAACCGUUGGACCGACUCCGCCUGUCCAACCACCUUGGCCUACGGCAACGUUGCCAACACAUUGCCCCAAUAUGUGCGGAAAGCCUCUACCACCUCAAGCAUUUUUCCCUGUUUUUCCUCCCAUGGUACGCCAAUCGCCGUUCCCUAA
Hydatigera taeniaeformis is the source of this 3636-nucleotide messenger RNA. The record is from the annotation of a GenBank genome assembly. NCBI's taxonomy places the organism in Eukaryota, Metazoa, Platyhelminthes, Cestoda, Cyclophyllidea, Taeniidae.